AUGGCUAAAAUCAAAUCUAUUGAAUACUUCCGCGUCAAGCCGCGAUGGCUCUUUGUCAAGGUCACCGACGACGAGGGCGGAUUCGGCUGGGGCGAAGGCACGUUAGAAGGUCAUACCCAGGCUGUCGAGGGAGCGCUUGACGAGAUUAUCGUGAGGCUUGUGGGGUUGGAGGCGGAUGACAUUGAACAUAUCUGGCAGCUUGUCUGGCGACUGGGCUUCUACCGCGGAGGCCCCGUGUUCAUGUCCGCUAUCUCAGGUAUUGAUAUCGCAUUGUGGGAUCUCAAAGGGCGCACACUGGGCGUGCCUGUGUAUCAGCUUCUUGGAGGGAAGGUUCGGAACAAAGUGCAGGUUUAUGCCUGGAUUGGAGGCGAUCGGCCGAGCGAUGUUGAGGUUGCAGCAAAAGCACGGAUUGAGCAAGGCCUCAAAUGUAUCAAAAUGAACGCCACCGAGGAUGUGAAUUGGCUUGACGGACCUGCGGUGUUGGACUCGUGCGUUGAACGCCUCAAGACCGUCAAAUCACUCGGUCUCGACGCAGGGCUAGACUUCCAUGGCCGACUGCACAAGCCCAUGGCAAAGCAGCUGGCCAAGGCACUCGAGCCGUACCGCCCGCUCUUUAUCGAGGAGCCCCUGCUGUGCGAGCACCCCGAGGCACUGAAACAGUUGUCCGGGCUGACCACAAUUCCAAUCGCGUUCGGGGAGCGGUUGUUCACACGGUGGGACGUGAAGAGGUUCCUUGAAGAUGGGUCGGUGGAUGUGCUGCAGCCAGAUAUUGCACAUGCAGGCGGCAUUUCGGAGACCAGGCGCAUUGCGUCGCUGGCAGAGACGUACGAUGUGGCGAUUGCGCCGCAUUGUCCGUUGGGCCCGAUUGCGUUGGCAGCAUCGAUCCAGGUGGCCGUUUCGACGCCGAAUUUUGUGAUUCAGGAGAUGAGCCUGGGAAUGCAUUACAACGUGGAAGCCGGAGAUAUUGAUUUGAAUAGUUAUUUAGUAGACAAGUCGGUGUUUGACAUCGCGGAGGGGUUUGUAAAAGCGCCGUCGGGCGUGGGACUGGGAAUUGAAAUUGACGAGGAGCUGGUGAGAGCUAUUAGCAAGGAGACAGAGCCGUGGGCCCCUAAGGAGUUUUAUGGACCGGAUGGAGCGAUUCGUAGAACUGCACUCGUUACCGGCGGAACUCGCGGCAUUGGCCAGCAGAUGGCCAUUGGCAUGGCCGAGGCUGGCGCCGACAUCGUCCUUGUCCAGCGAGACACCAGCAACCAAGAGACCAAGCAACGGAUCGAAGCUCUCGGGCGCACUGCAACCAUCUACACAGCGGAUCUUUCAUCUCGUCCCUCUAUCUCGGCGCUCGUAUCCUCCGUCCUCAAGGAUGGCCAUGACAUCUCGAUCCUGCUCAACUGCGCAGGGAUUCAACGCCGACACCCAAGCCAUCUCUUUCCGGACUCGGACUGGGAUGAGGUCCUGCAGGUCAACCUAUCGACAGUCUUCACGCUCUGUCGCGAUAUCGGUGCCUAUAUGCUCACUCGUGCCCCCGACGCCUCCGGCAAGCGUGGGAACAUCAUCAAUAUUGGCUCUCUGGUCUCGUUCCAGGGAGGGUUGACGGUCCCAGCCUACGCGGCGGCUAAGGGCGGCAUUGCGCAGUUGACCAAGGCGUUGUCCAACGAGUGGGCGGCCAAGGGGGUCAAUGUGAAUGCCAUCGCACCGGGAUAUGUGGCCACGGAUAUGACGUCCGCAUUGAUGCAGGACGAAGAGCGCUCGGCUGGAAUUCUGGCACGGAUUCCGGCGGGCAGAUGGGGCACCCCGGAGGAUUUUAAGGGGGUGACGGUGUUUUUGGCAAGUCGGGCCAGUGGGUAUGUGACAGGGGAGGUGUUGACGGUGGACGGAGGGUGGAUGGGGAGAUGA
This is a messenger RNA of Aspergillus affinis, 1893 nucleotides long. Its product is annotated as D-galactonate dehydratase. The transcript is spliced from 5 exons. NCBI's taxonomy places the organism in Eukaryota, Fungi, Ascomycota, Eurotiomycetes, Eurotiales, Aspergillaceae. Bases 1 to 1893 code for a protein of 630 amino acids. The record is from RefSeq and is a predicted model, not a curated record. Gene Ontology annotation, molecular function: galactonate dehydratase activity; oxidoreductase activity. Gene Ontology annotation, biological process: D-galactonate catabolic process; amino acid catabolic process.